AUGACACAGCAAGGUGAUAUUACCAACUGUUUCACAGGCAAGGCCUCUGUCCCGAGUGGCUCUGCUCCGCCUCCGUCUUCAUCGGCCGGGCCAGAUCGCAGAACCUCUGCAACUUCACAACGCCCCAAGGGCACCGAGAGCAAACCAGCUCUAAAAAAGAGAUCACACACAGGCGCUGUGGUCCCAAAACCAAAGAAACAGCGUACAAGUCAAGACAUCAGGUCUUUUAUGGGUGCCAGCAUUCAUCAAGGGCAAACGACGCCGCCCACGCCUCAAGACGUGGAGACUACGGAGGAGGCUGAAAUUGAGCCCAAUCCUGAAAGUAAGGAUCGGACAGCCACCAAGAUUGAAGAAAAGUUUGCUGCCUUGGUUGUCGACGGUGCUCUACAAACUCAGAGAUCAGGCGACGACGAGAAUGAGGUCCCUGAAGAACAGGUGGACACGAACACCUCCGCGAGAGACGAAACGACGACUCGCACAAGUAUUUGCUCCUCAGCUGGAGCCACAAAAGAUGACAAUUGGAGUGAAGCACUCCUUUCGGCAUUUGAACUCGCAAGCCACGAAGACAGUCUCAGACAAUUCUUCUGGCAAUGUCAAACAGACAUUGAAUGGCGCGGCAGCAGGGAUCCGACCUGCUUACCGGAGCUUCUCACGUCGGAAAACCAAUGGGUUUCUGUUGAUAAAGCCCUGGAUGUGGAAUGGGCUGCCUUCUGCGAUAAGAUUUCGGCGUUGUCAGAGGGUCAUGUGCAGCCAGCCACAAUGACCAAGCCCAGCGGACGGCGAGCAUCCGUCUUGACAGUCAAUUGGCACUAUCCGACAUGGCGCACACGCAAAGCCCAUUUCGGGUGCGUACUUGAUAGUACCAACCCGUCCAUGCGUGCCCAGUCGAAAAGGUACUUUCUGAUGGACUCCGUCCGUACCCAAAACAGGGUGCCACUGCGCGAGCCAUUCGUCAAUAGUGGCGUCAAAUGGGCGCAAACAUAUGCCAAUUGGCCGGAGAUUGAAGAGGCAUGUCUGCAGCUCAACCGAUGGCUGAACCAGUCUUCAAAGGUUAUUCUCACCGUGGGCAAAGAGAAUUUCGACUCUCUAGAGGGGAUUGUCGAUACAAGAGGACUUGAAGUCAUCGAGAUCAAGUCAAAGAACCUACAGGGCCCGUUGGUUUUCGGCAGCCGUCCCUCGUUCAAAAUUUUGAAGUGCCAGGAGACUCAGAUCAUUCGUCAUGUGGUCUUUGCCUCACACCACAGCCAGCACUUUUAUUAUCCCCUGGUCCAAGACAACGUACGUGCUUUCCAUGACUUGCUCUGGAAUGGCGUUGCGGAACUGGCAGGCUUGCAGCCUGACCAAAAUCACAUGGCGUACUUCACUCGACAAGGCCGUUGUAAAACCAACUCCCCCCACUUUCAAUGGAAAGGGAGUCUGCUUGACGUGGCCUUGAACCUCCGUCACGUUGAGAAAACGUCAGGUGUGCUGAUGUCGGAGAACGUUGUCCGGAAGAUUUUUGCCUCCGUGAUCAACAAAAACCCGCAAUGGGGGGGGAUGAAGGACGAAACGGGCAGUUUCUUGAAAUUCAUUAUCAAAGAAUGGAGUCGAAAAGCUGCAGAAGUUCGCAAAGAUCCCGAGUGGAGAAAAACUGUCGCAUAUGAGGCUAUGUACAACAGCCACAUGGACAAUCUGACUCGGCCGAAAGACCCCGAGAAGACGAAGGUGGCGACACUGAAGCGGGCAGCAAAGCGCGAAUCACCAGAGUGGCAGGCAUCUGCAGUCGCAAAAAAGGCUGAGAUCGCACGGCAACGAGGUUCCCAGUUGCCUCGUGGCAAGGAUAGUCAAAAGAUUGCUGCAAUAAAGAGGACCAAGCAAUAUAAUGACUUGGUGGCAAUGACAGAAGAUCAGGCCAAGGCUAAAUGGGGUCCCCAAGCGAAGCUAGCUCGGGAGAAGGCUCUUGACUUGGACAACCUCGCCCAGAACAAAGCCCGGUGGCGAAGUUGGCAAAGAUCCCACGUAGUGUGGUGGGCUGAGUACCAGCAUGGUCUUCAUUAUGAAGGAGACCGGAGCGAAGGGCGUGAUGCGUUCGACCACGCUGGAGAAGAGCAUCCGCAACUCCGACUUGUUGGCAUCUUCACACAGGAGGAGAAGGACGGUUUUGUCCACGAUGACGGCCUCACUGAGGAGGACCGGGCGGCCAUCGACGAGAAGGUUGAGGCCGUUGUUCCUGUUGACUGCGAGUUGUAA
Molecule: messenger RNA, 2229 nt
Organism: Emericellopsis atlantica
Lineage: Eukaryota; Fungi; Ascomycota; Sordariomycetes; Hypocreales; Bionectriaceae
Exons: 1
Coding region: 1-2229 (742 amino acids)
Source: RefSeq, a predicted model, not a curated record